AUGCGCUCUCUUCGUCGAUGGCGCCCUCUCAUCUUUCUCGUGACCAUAUGGCUGCUCUUCAUGUACUAUCUGUUCCGCGACGACGUCGGAUCCGCCUCCGAACCCCCAAUACAGCAGACCGCACCCAAACCCCGGCCGGCCACGGGGCACCACGACGCCGCAGAUGUUGAAGACAUAUUCAAGAACGGGCCAGCAGAAAAUGGAGGACAAAUAGGCGCAGACCACUGGUGGAGUCUGCCGAGGCGUUUCCCAGUCGAGAACCCGCAACCGGUGCCUCAGGUUAAGAAGAAGUGGAGUGGAGGCAAGAUACCCAAGAUCCAGGCGCCGGCGCCGUCCGAGUCCGAGGCCGCCAAGGAGGUGCGCCUCAAGCGGCAGGCCGCGGUGAAGGAGAGCUUCGUGCACAGCUGGGGCGGGUAUAAGAAGUACGCAUGGCUGUCAGAUGAGGUGACACCGCUCACGGGACGGCCCAAGAAUCCCUUUGGCGGCUGGGCCGCGACGCUGGUGGAUACGCUCGACAGCCUCUUGAUUAUGGGGCUGGAUGAUGAGUUUGAGGAGGCGGCGCAGGCAGCGGAGACGGUGGACUUUUCCAAGACCAAGGCAGACCGGAUCAACGUCUUUGAGACGACCAUCCGGUAUCUGGGAGGUUACCUGAGCGCGUACGAGCUGAGCGGGAAGAGGCGCGAGGGCCUAUUGCGCAAGGCCGUCGAGGUCGCCGAGCUACUGCUGUGUGCAUUCGACACGCGGAACCACAUGCCCAUCGCGCGCUGGGACUGGAAAUACUACAUGACGGGGCACGAGCAGAUGCACACCAGGGACGUGCUCGUAUCGGAGCUGGGAUCGCUGACCAUGGAGUUUACCAAGCUGUCGCAGCUGACGGGGGACGCUCGGUACUACGACGCCGUGCAGCGCAUCACAGACCUGCUGGAGGCGGAGCAGUUCAACACCAAGCUGCCGGGCUUGUGGCCCGUCACAAUCGGCAUGAAGAAGGACCAGGCCGUGCCGGACCUUACGGGCGACAACUUCUUCACGAUCGGUGGCAUGGCCGACUCGCUGUACGAGUACUUCCCCAAGCAGUACCUCCUACUGGGCGGAGCUCUCGAGCAGCCGCGCAGGAUGUACGAGGGCUUCAUCGAGGCGGCCAAGGCGAAGCUCUUCAGGCGGGUGUACAACCCGGACGACAGGCCCAUUGUCAUCUCGGGCGACGUCGAGGUCAAACGGACCAACUGGGGCGUCCUCCAGGAGAAGUACAUCAGCAAAGGUCAGCACCUCACCUGCUUCGCGGGCGGCAUGGUUGGGUUGGCUGCCAAGGUCUUCGACAGGCCCGCCGAUCUCGACCUCGCCGCCCAGCUGACGGACGGCUGCGUGUGGGCGUAUGCCUCGCUGCCCACGGGUCUGAUGCCGGAACUCUUCCGGUUCGCGCCGUGUGGUGGCGUAGAAGAGAGCCAGACGGGCGAGAACUGCGCCUGGGACGAGCGGGCUUGGCGCGCCCAGGUGCGCGACCACUUUGCGGGCGACAACCUGGACAAGCUGGCCUGGGACCCAAAGGGCCCAGAGAUGGACAAGUUGCUCGGGGCCAAAGGCCUGCCGCCCGGGUUCGUGGAGAUGGUAGACAAGAGGUACAUCCUGCGCCCGGAGGCCAUCGAGUCCGUCUUCCUCAUGUACAGGCUCACUGGCGACAACAAGUGGGCUGACACGGCAUGGCGCAUGUUCGAGGCCGUCGAGGGUAUGACGAGGUCUGGGAUCGCGGCCGCGGGCGUCAAGGAUGUCACGGGCAUGAGUGGGCCAGAUCAUAUUGACUCAAUGGAAAGCUUCUGGCUGGCUGAGACGCUAAAGUACUUUUAUCUUGUGUUCUCGGAGUGGGACCUGGUGGAUCUGGAUACAUAUAACCCUGGAAAGCUUCUAAGGAAAACGAUUGACAUACCCAGCUGGGGACGAAUGGAAGCUAUGUAA
Cryphonectria parasitica EP155 is the source of this 1950-nucleotide messenger RNA. RefSeq names its product family 47 glycoside hydrolase. Bases 1 to 1950 code for a protein of 649 amino acids. Lineage: Eukaryota; Fungi; Ascomycota; Sordariomycetes; Diaporthales; Cryphonectriaceae. The record is from RefSeq and is a predicted model, not a curated record. Gene Ontology annotation, molecular function: calcium ion binding; mannosyl-oligosaccharide 1,2-alpha-mannosidase activity. Gene Ontology annotation, biological process: carbohydrate metabolic process; N-glycan processing. Gene Ontology annotation, cellular component: Golgi membrane; endoplasmic reticulum. The transcript is spliced from 2 exons.